GGAGAGGGUGCCCUUGCUUGGUUGAUGGCUGUCGUGAUUCUUCGAGCCGACCAUGGGCCUGAAAGCGAAGGCCCAGCCGUCCGCCGAGGAGACCCCUGUCCGGGUGGCUGUGCGCAUUCGCCCCCUGCUACCCAAGGAGCGCCUGCGCGGCCACCACACAUGUCUCAGUGCUGACCCGGAGGCGAGGAAAGUGACCCUUGGGCGCAAUCGCCACUUCCACUUCGACACCAUCUUCACCGAGGCGUCGGACCAGGAGUCGGUGUACGCGGCCUGCGUCCAACCGCUGGUGGAGGCUUUCUUCGAAGGAUUCAACGCUACCGUGUUUGCCUACGGGCAGACGGGCUCCGGAAAGACCUACACCAUUGGAGAAGCCAGUGUCUCCGCCAUCAAUGAGGAUGAGCAGGGCAUCAUCCCACGAGCCAUGGCUGAAACCUUCAAACUCAUGGAUGAAAACAGCCUGCUGGACUGUACGGUUCGCAUCUGCUAUCUGGAAGUGUACAAAGAAGAGUUUCGGGACCUGCUGCAGGUGGAGACGGCGAGCAAGGACAUCCAGAUCCGAGAGGAUUGCAAGGGCAACAUUGUGCUCCAUGGGGUGAAGGAGACUGAAGUGGAGGGUCUGGACGAGGUCCUGAGCCUGCUGGAGAUGGGGAACGCAGCUCGACACACGGGGGCCACCCACCUCAACCGGAAGUCGAGCCGCUCCCACACCGUCUUCACGGUGACCAUGGAGCAGCGGCGCAGCCCCGGGCGCCUCGCCAGCCAAGAGAAAGCCUCGGUCCCGGCCUCGGGACAGGUUCUCGCCUCCAAAUUUCACUUUGUGGACCUGGCCGGCUCGGAGCGGGUGGUGAAGAUGGGGAGCACGGGGGAGAGGCUCAAGGAGAGCAUCCAGAUCAACACCAGCCUCUUGGCUUUGGGCAACGUCAUCAGCGCUUUGGGGGACGCUCGCCGAAAAAGCGGCCACAUCCCUUACCGGGAUUCCAAAAUUACAAGGAUUCUGAAAGAUUCUCUCGGAGGCAAUGCCAAGACCGUGAUGAUCGCCUGCCUCAGCCCUUCCUCCUCCGACUUCGACGAAAGCUUGACCACGCUGAACUACGCCAGCCGGGCUCAGAAUAUCAAGAACAAGGCGGUGGUGAACUGCCGCAAGGAGGCCGAACAUCUGGAGGAGCUGCCGCUGCGGCUCAAGAGCCUGCCGACGGCCUCGGAGCGGCGGCACCGCUCCGAGACCCGCAUCAUCAACCGCUCCGAAGCCCCCGCCAAGCCCAGCCCGGGGGAUCCGGCCGGCCGCUUGCAGGCGGAAUGCCGCCACUACCGGACGUGCACCGACGCCGCCUACCGACUUCUGAUGGAGCUCCAGGGGGGUGACCGCCUGACGGUGGAUCAGGCCCUGCGGGUGAAGGAGUGGCUGGGCGCCGUGGAGGGUGAGAGGAGCCAACUGAGCUCCGCCUCGGGUCUGGACAGUGGGAUCGAGAGCACUUCGGCGGACGAUCCGGCCCACCGAGAACUGAAUUCGAAGUUGACCAAGCCCCAGCAGGACCCUAGAAAAGGACCCGAGUCUGCACACGAGGAGACCGUGAUGAGGCUGGAGAGGCACAUUGAGCGCCUGGAAGAGGAGAACCGGGAUUUCCUUGCGGCUCUCGAAGAUGCCAUGGAACAGUACAGAAUCCAGAGCGCCAAGCUGCGAGAGCAACAGGACGUCAUCUAUGAACUACACAAGUCCCUGCAGAAGGAGAGGCCUCAGGCGGACGCCUCCGAGCUGCUGCAGAACAUCUUCCUGGUGGAGGCUGGCCAGAGGCCCCACACAGCUCCCGUGGACACAGACUGGGUCAGCCCCCGGCUCAGGUUCGGCCAGAGCAACGGCAGCAAGCUCCGUGGUGUUCCUGCUUCCAAUGGGAAAGACUUGUUGGAGUUUACUGGACUUUACCAUCAAAGGUUCACCCAGGGCUCCGUGGGCCCUGAUGCGAUACAAACCCUGGAGCUGGACAAGGCUUUGGAGCAGCCGUCUGUGAAGUGUGAGCAGGUGCGGUCUCUUCACCAGCGCAGAAACGGGAUCCACACCUGGAGCAAAGAGGACUGGUCCCCCGAGAGGCGCAGGAGAUGGAGCAAAAGCAACGUAGCGCUGAUCGAACCUGCAGGACUCUCCGGAGGGGGCUGCAGGAGACCAGAGGUGGGCAACCUCGGAGAAGGUUUUUCCGAGAAGGAUUCUGAGCGGCGGCUGCUUCAGGCCCACCAGAAGAUCCGGGAACUGGCCAUCAACAUCCGCAUGAAAGAGGACCUGAUUGUUGAACUCGUCAAAACAGGCAGGCACGCCCAGAGCAUGAAUAAGGAGUAUUGCCAGAAGAUCCGAAGUCUGGAGUUAGAGACCGAAGAGGUGCGAGUAGAACUGAGCGAGAGCCAGAGGCAGCUGCAGGCGCUGGAGGGCAAGGAGCCCCGGGACCCAGCCGAGAAGCGGAAACUCCAGGAAUAUCGUCGCAAAGUGGCAGCCGCGGAGAGCAAGGCCAAGAUCCUGCAAGAGAAGAAGCAGGCGGCGGAAAAGCUGGUCUCCCUCUCGGCUCAGAACGAGACGCGCCUGCAGGAACUCGAGCGCCAUGUGCAGCGGAUGCGGCGGCAGCAGGGGGAGCUGCAGCGGCGGCUGCGGGAAGAGGUGGAGCAGAAGCGGCGCCUGGAGGCGGAGAUGCACAAAGGGCAGCAUCGGGUCAAGGAGCUAGAGCUCAAACAGGAGCAGCACCAGAAGAUCCUGCGCAUCAAGACCGAGGAGGUCGCGGCCUUUCAGAGGAAGCGCCGGAGCGGCAGCAACGACUCCAUGAUCAGCCUGGAGCAGCAGCAGAAAAUCGAAGAACAGAAGAAAUGGUUGGACCUGGAGAUGGAAAAAACCUUGGAGCAGCGCCGGGCUUUGACCGAACUGGAAGACGAGCUGACCAAACGGGAAGCCAUCGUGGCCAAAAAGGAGGCUCUCCUGCAGGAGAAGAACGGCCUUGAGAACAAGAGGCUCCGCUCAAGCCAGGCCCUGAACGACGACAUCCUGAGAGUCUCCAGCCGCCUGGAGGAUCUGGAGAAAGAGCUCACCCAUAAGAACGGGCAGCUGUGCCACAGCAGCGCCCACGACCAGCAGCAGAUCCGCCGGGAAAUCGAGAAUCUGCGCCAAGAGAAAGACCAGCUGCUUAAGCAGAGGCUGGAGAUUGACAGCAAGCUGCGCCAGGGGACUUUGCUCUCCCCAGAGGAGGAACGGAUCCUCUUCCAGUUGGAUGAAGCCAUUGAGGCUCUUGACGCCGCCAUCGAGUACAAGAACGAAUCCAUCACCUGCCGGCAGCGGGUCCUCCGCUCGUCCGCCAGCCUCCUGUCCCAGUGCGAGAUGAACCUCAUGGCCAAACUCAGCUACCUCUCUUCCUCGGAGACCCGGGCGCUGCUCUGCAAGUACUUUGAUAAGGUGGUGACUCUGCGGGAGGAUCAGCACCGCCAACACAUGGCCUUUUCCGAGCUGGAGAUGCAGCUGGAAGAGCAGCUGCAGCUGGUCUUCUGGCUGGAAGUGGCCGUGGAACGCCAGCGGCUGGAGACAGACCGGCAGCUCACGCGCCAGCAGAAGGAGCACCAGCAGCAGGUCCAGCUCCUGCUCCAGCAGAGCCGGGAGCAAAUGGAAGAAGGCCAGGCCAGCAGCUGCCUUCGGUACGAAGGGAGGAUCCGGGCACUGGAACAGGAAGUGGCCCAUUAUCAGAAGGCAAACCAAGAGCUGAGCCAGCGACUCGGCCUGAACCAGCUGGAGGGUCAAGGCAGAGGAACGGAAAGAAUCCCGCAUGCUGCAGGGGACCGGCGUGGUUCACUUCGGGGACAGGACGACUUGAGCGGCCACGCUCCGUUGGAGCCAUGCAUGCCGACGGAGGCCUCUGAGAGAAGACCCAGGAACGGAGAAGAGGCCAGAGGCUCAGUCAACGCGCCUUUGCCGUCCACCUGGAGGCGAACCUCCCUUGCGAGCGUCCACUCUUUAGUACCGGACGAUGUUCACCAGAAAGAGACUGAUCUCCUGCCCCGAGCUGGCCAGACCAAGGAAGGAUCCGUCCUGCAAAGCUUCGCUCCACUUCUGAAACCUCGGACGGAAGUUUACAGGGCCGGCCCAAACGUUGUCCCUGGGCUGUUUUACCCGGAAAUCAUCGAUGUUAGGAGAAACCCCCUCUAAGCCCUGCUCCAUCUCAAAGCUGACACGUCGUGGAGGUUGCUUGCCGAAGGCAUGAAUACAGUAGCCUGUACCAGCAGUCCCUGUUUACUAUAUGAAAUGAUAUUAGGAACUGUGUAAAUAUUUUAAAUAACCUUUUAUACUAUUGUUUUCUAAUAA
Molecule: messenger RNA, 4324 nt
Organism: Pogona vitticeps (central bearded dragon)
Lineage: Eukaryota; Metazoa; Chordata; Lepidosauria; Squamata; Agamidae
Source: RefSeq, a predicted model, not a curated record